Acanthopagrus latus (yellowfin seabream) is the source of this 574-nucleotide messenger RNA. Its product is annotated as collagen alpha-2(V) chain-like. The record is from RefSeq and is a predicted model, not a curated record. The coding region runs from base 154 to 543 and encodes 129 amino acids. Gene Ontology annotation, molecular function: protein binding. Lineage: Eukaryota; Metazoa; Chordata; Actinopteri; Spariformes; Sparidae. The transcript is spliced from 2 exons.
AGCACUCACGCAGUCUGGGCUGGGUCUGCGUGCUGCUUACAAGGAGGGGAACUCUUGAAUUCAUGGUGGUGCAGUGAUAACCUGAGCACUUCUUUUUUUUUUUCCUUCCUUUUUUCUCCUGCACAGGGAAAGGCUCAUGUCUUUCUUAUAGACAUGAUGAGCUUUGUGCAUUUAAGGACUUUCCUUUUUCUGGUGGUCUCCGUGGCUCAGGUUUUGAUUGUGUCAUGUCAAGACGGGACCAGCGGAGAUGACGCGGGCUGCACGGCGGACGGGCAGACGUACACCAACAGGGACAUCUGGAAGCCGGAGCCAUGCCGGAUCUGCGUCUGUGACAACGGCCAGGUCCUCUGCGACGAGAUCCAGUGCGUUGAGCUGAGUAACUGCGAGAAGAUGUACAUCCCCGACGGCGAGUGCUGCCCCGUUUGUCAGAUGGAUUCACCCGGCGGCGGCGGCGGCGGCGGCGGCGGCGGCGGAGGAGGAGGUGGAGGAGGCGGAACUAUCGGUGAGCUGACGGCCGCCUUCUGUGAACGUUUCUCGGGGUGAAGCGUUGGGGAAACGUGCCCAACUUCCGUUA